Messenger RNA from Emys orbicularis (European pond turtle), 2769 nucleotides. RefSeq names its product adhesion G protein-coupled receptor D1 (gene ADGRD1). Gene Ontology annotation, cellular component: plasma membrane. Gene Ontology annotation, biological process: adenylate cyclase-activating G protein-coupled receptor signaling pathway; cell surface receptor signaling pathway. Gene Ontology annotation, molecular function: G protein-coupled receptor activity. The record is from RefSeq and is a predicted model, not a curated record. The coding region runs from base 52 to 2769 and encodes 905 amino acids. Lineage: Eukaryota; Metazoa; Chordata; Testudines; Emydidae. The transcript is spliced from 26 exons.
GAAAUCUCACAGGAAUUUGGUCUCAGUUGCACUUUUAACCUCAAAAAGACCAUGAACAAUUUGUUGUCUCUGCUCUGUCAUUAUUCCUUGCUGAUUCUAUUUCAAUCUAAAUAUCAGGUGUAUGGAAACAAUUCACGGCUAUCCAAAAACCCAGGGUUUGAAGUUUUACAGACAGCGUCCCACUACUGGCCCCUGGAAGAUAUGGAUGGAAUCCAUGAGUUUCGGGAUACAAAUGGAGCUCUAAGAAUCCACAACUUCACUGUGCUUCCUUCCCAUAAUUCUACCUUUGUAUAUACCAAUGACUCUGCCUACUCUAACUUCUCUGCAACCGUAGAUAUUGUAGAAGGAAUGGUCAACAAAGGAAUUUACCUCACUGAACAAAAAAGAGUUACCUUUCUCAUCUUUGGAAACUCCCAAAACUCUUGCAUUAGUAAUCCAGAAAUGUGUGGACCUGAAGGAGUAACAUUUUCCUUUUUCUGGAAGACUCAGGAGCAGCAGGCUAACUUUCCCCCAGCCUAUGGUGGACAGGUCAUUUCCAGUGGUUUCAAAAUCUGCUCAAGUGAAGAUGAAGGCUCUCUGGAAUUUUAUGCCCGUGGGAAUUCAAUGAAGUGGGAGGCAAGAUUUAGUCCCCCAGGUCCUUACUGGACUCAUAUUCUCUUCACGUGGAAAUCAAAAGAAGGUUUGAAAGUCUAUGUCAAUGGAACUCUAAACACCACCGACCCAAAUGGGAAAGUUUCCUACAGCUAUGGGGACCCCAACGCAAAUCUGCUGACAGGGACAGAGAAUGAUCAGAGCAAACGCUAUGUGAACGGGGCUUUUGAUGAGUUUAUCAUAUGGGAAAGGGCACUCACCCCCAAGGAAAUUGAACUAUACUUUACAGCUGCUAUCGGCAAGCAACUUUUGCUUCCUUCAACACCUCUGUGGCCCAUUAUGACAACCACUACAAAUCCCAUGCUCUCCACAGAUGCCUAUCAUCCUAUCAUAACUAAACUGACUGAGGAGAGAGGAAACUUCCAGUACCCAGAGGACCUGCUCCACUACCUGGAAAACAUAUCACUCAGUUUACCCAACAAAUCCCCGUCGGAGAAUACUGCCUUCAACCUGACAGAGGCUUUCUUGAAAGCUGUUGAAGAUUUUCUUUUGUUACCCAGCUGGAUUGGCAUAUUGGAGACUGCUCCUGUUGUUGGAGGUUUAAUCGAAACAAUUGACAAUGUGAUGGUGCACAUGGCCUGCAAUCUGGGAGGAAACCCACUCGUUGUAACCGUUGAGGGCUCAUCAACUGUAGCAGAUUACUCUUUGGUCAAAAUGCCUCCUCAGACUUUGAAUUUGUCUCACUACCGCUUCCCAUCACAAGGACGGAGUUAUAUUUCUAUCCCCAGUGAAGCUUUUCAUAACAAAGCUUGGGUUACCAUUGUGGGCCUUUUUUACCAUAACAUGCACCAUUUCUUCCGGAACAUCAACCCUAUGGACACCAAGAUCGUUGAGGCUGCUGCUUAUAAAGGCUACAUGAUCUCUGCAAUGAGCUAUAUUAUUUCCCUGAAGGUGGAGCCACCACCAACCUUGUCUCAUAAUCUGUCAGGAUCUCCUCUUAUUACCAUUCGGCUCACCCAUAAAUUGACUCCUCAGCAGUACAGCCAAGCAGUGAAUGAAAGCAACAAAGUUAACCUGUAUUGUGCAUUUCUGGACUAUAGCAAUGGAACUGCCAUGUGGUCUAAUGAAGGCUGUGUGCGUGAUGGCGGGGACCUCAACUAUUCAAUCUGCCUGUGUAACCACCUCACCAACUUUGCUAUUCUGAUGCAAGUGGUACCCCUGAAGCUGACGACUCAACACCAGAUGGUGCUGUCAUCCAUCACUUACAUCGGCUGCUCCAUGUCCAUCUUCUGUUUGACUAUCACUCUGGUCACGUUUGCUAUACUGUCCUCUGUCAGCACCAUGCGUAAUCAGCGCUACCACAUCCACGCCAACCUGUCCUUUGCCAUCCUGGUGGCUCAGAUCCUGCUUCUCAUCAGCUUUCAAUUCAGCCCUGGAAUGGUGCCUUGCAAAAUCUUGGCCAUUCUCCUUCAUUUCUUCUUCCUGAGUGCUUUUGCUUGGAUGCUGGUGGAAGGAUUUCAUCUCUACAGCAUGGUGAUCAAAGUGUUUGGGUCAGAAGAGAGCAAGCAUUUAUACUACUAUGGGAUUGGAUGGGGGUGCCCACUGGUGAUCUGCAUCAUCUCUGCAGCUUCAGCCAUGGACUGUUAUGGAGAAAGUGGAAAUUGCUGGCUUUCACUGGAGAACGGCGCAAUCUGGGCUUUUGUGGCCCCAGCAUUGUUUGUAAUUGUGGUCAAUAUUGGCAUUCUCAUUGCUGUCACCCGAGUCAUCUCGAGAAUCAGCGCAGACAACUAUAAGGUGCACGGAGAUGCCAAUGCAUUCAAGUUGACAGCUAAGGCAGUUGCUGUAUUGUUACCGAUCUUGGGAAGUUCAUGGAUCUUUGGAGUUCUAGCUGUCAAUGACCAUGCAAUAGUAUUUCAGUACAUGUUUGCAAUAUUCAAUUCCUUGCAAGGAUUUUUCAUCUUCCUGUUUCACUGUCUUCUGAAUUCAGAGGUUAGAGCCGCCUUUAAGCACAAAACCAAGGUGUGGUCCCUCACCAGCAGUUCCAUUCGCAACAUCAAUGUGAAACCCUUCAACUCUGAUAUCAUGACUGGGAAUAGGCCGGGUACAACUCCUACAAAGAUGAACACCUGGGACAAGAGUACUAAUUCAGCCAAUCGGAUUGAUUUAUCAGCAGUCUGA